Messenger RNA from Tetrahymena thermophila SB210, 1137 nucleotides. RefSeq names its product 26S proteasome non-ATPase regulatory subunit. NCBI's taxonomy places the organism in Eukaryota, Ciliophora, Oligohymenophorea, Hymenostomatida, Tetrahymenidae. Gene Ontology annotation, cellular component: cytosol; proteasome regulatory particle, lid subcomplex; nucleus. Gene Ontology annotation, molecular function: structural molecule activity. The record is from RefSeq and is a predicted model, not a curated record. The transcript has 8 exons. Gene Ontology annotation, biological process: ubiquitin-dependent protein catabolic process.
AUGGAUUCAGAUCUUUUGUAAUAAUUAUAAGCUCAAUUCCCUCAACAAUAAACAAUUUUAGAAUAGCUAGCCUUGUUAUAUACUUAAAAAUUGUGGCAUGAAAUUACCUUAAAUUUGAAUAUUUUGUUGCAAGAUGAAAAUGUCCUUUAGGAGAGAAAAGCCUUAUUAAAAUUAUAUGAUGGCUUUGUCAAAAAAUUCAUUAAUAAGCUUGAUUAACUUUUGUUAGCUAGAUUCUUGACAUUCGUAGCUAAUGCAUUUGACACUAAUGAAGAGAAGUUUAAUUUCUUAGAAUAAGCUAGAUCUAAUUUCUCAGAAGAUAAUGCCAGAUAUAUAAUCUAAUUGCAACAAAUUAGUUACAGAUUAGAUGAUAAGCACAGUGAAUAAAAUGAUAUUGAGUUGACUGAAUUAAAAGAAAAAAUUGAAAAGCAACAAGUAAUUGAACCUCUUGCUUAUUCCUUCUUAUAUAGAGUUAGCUACGAGUUCUAUUCCCAAAAGAAAAAUUAUGAACUUUUAUAUUUAAAUGCUCUUUAAUUCCUUGCUUACACCCAACCUUAAGAUAUUCCUAUUAGCUAUUAACAAGAUAUCUCUCUUAAGAUGGCUAUAGCUAUUUUAGUCUCACCUAAGAUCUACAAUUUCAGUGAACUUCUUCAACAAAGUGUUGUUAAAUCUCUUCAAAACACUACUUACUCAUGGUUGUACACUUUGAUUGAAACUUUUAAUAGUGGAAACGUGGAUAAGUAUUACUAAGAUCUUAAAUCUUUUGAUGCAUAAAUUAAAUAAAAUGCCUUAUUAGUUAGCAAUCAAAAAUUAUUAGAAGAAAAAAUUAGAAUUAUGGCCUUCCUUGAUUUGGUAUUUAAUUUACCUAAAAAUGAUAGAACCAUAUCCUUCUAGAAAGUAGCUGAAAGAACUAAAUAACCAGUCAACGAAAUCGAAUAUUUGCUUAUGAGAAGUAUGGCUUUAGGAUUAGUUAAAGGAUCUAUAAAUUAGGUUUAAGGCAACGUAACAAUAAGUUGGAUGAUUCCUAGAAUCUUAGAUAACUCAAGAAUAUAAAUUAUGAAAAAUAAAUUCGAUGAAUGGACUAAUAGUCUUAGAAAUUUAAUUUAAUUAGUAGAAUAAGAACCAGUACCUCUUUAUUGA